Molecule: messenger RNA, 567 nt
Organism: Linum tenue
Lineage: Eukaryota; Viridiplantae; Streptophyta; Magnoliopsida; Malpighiales; Linaceae
Source: the annotation of a GenBank genome assembly
AUGAAAGCAUUAGUUGCCUUCAAAACCAAGCUUCUCACCCCAUGCAGGAAACUCCUCCGUGUCUUCAGGUUGAAGCUCCGAAAACACCUCUCUAUAAAGCCCCUCAAAGCCCUUGGUUCUGCUCAUCGUCGUCGCCAUAGCAGGGCCAGCUCGGCAGCACCCAAACCAUCCACCUCCCUCCUCUCGUCCUUCGGUCGCCAUAGAAAGAUGGACAGAGUGAUGGAGCUCAGGAGCACUGCAUCUGAAGCAGACCAUGACAGGAACAAGUUACUGACAUCUCCCGUCACCCCGGCUUACAUCAGGGCCUUCAGGUCCGGGAGCCGGUUUGGGGACGAAACCGUGGAAGAUGCCUGCAGAAGCUUCGAGAACUACUUGGUGGAGAUGAUUGUUGAGGAAGGGAAGAUGAGGGACCUGAUGGAUGUUGAGGACCUUCUCUACUGCUGGAAGAACCUCAAGUGCCCUGUUUUCAUUGACUUGGUCUGCACUUUCUAUGGCGAGCUCUGCAAGGACUUGUUUGCUCCGGAUCAUGAUGAAAUCGAAAUUCACACAACGAGUUCGCCCAGCUAG